Pogoniulus pusillus (Red-fronted tinkerbird) is the source of this 1554-nucleotide messenger RNA. It is a transcript of the gene C29H20orf204, whose product is annotated as chromosome 29 C20orf204 homolog. Lineage: Eukaryota; Metazoa; Chordata; Aves; Piciformes; Lybiidae. Bases 54 to 572 code for a protein of 172 amino acids. The record is from RefSeq and is a predicted model, not a curated record. The transcript has 5 exons.
CCGGGAGCCGCCGCAGGGUCCGCGCCGGCGGCCCCCAGCUCCCGCCGGGCUCCAUGAUUCUCCCGCGGGCUCUCUGCUGUGCUGUGCUGCUGCUGCUGCUGGUGGCUGUGCUGAGCAGGGGCAGGCGCUGCAGCAUCGCCAAGAUCCUGCGGCAGUACCGCGCUGUCAUCUUCCACGAGAUCCAGAACCUGAAGACCCUGAGUGGCUCAGCAGACAGGAGCGGAAGGGCUGGGCCAGCCUGUCGCUCAAACAAGGACCAGAAGAUCCUCCUCUCCAUCUACAACAUCAGCAUGUCCCUGCGGGAGGUGGCGGCUGGCACCCUGCGUGGCCCCGAGGAGCUGGCGCUGUGGAAGGUGGUCAGGAACACUGACUUCGUGCUCAGGCAGAACUGCAGGAAGUUCAGCAAGCAGCCACAGAGCCCAGCACACAUCCUGGCACAGCCCCGGCACGGGAGACCUGCCCACAGGAGGAAGCAGCUGCGGGAGAUCAGGAGGAAGGUGGAGAGGUUGACGACCUGCUGGGAGAAGCUCUACGCCCUGCACACACCCCACAGUGCCCCCUGGGGCUCCUAGGGCCACCCCUUGCCAUGGGGACAUGCUGCCUUGGCUGGUGGCUUCUGUGGAACCCUGGGGGAAACUCAACCCCGAAGGCAGUGUGGAGUUGCUACUGGGGGGUGUCCAAGUUGGAGCUGCCCUCCUGUUUCAAGCAGUACCUGGGAACUGGUCUCAGUUGGCAGUGGAACAGACUGCCCAGGGAGGUGGUGGUGGAGUCACCAUGCGUGGAGGUGCUCAAGAAACCUGUGGCUGUGGCACUUGGGGACGUGGUCUGGUGGCCGUGGUGGUGUUGGACUGGAUGAGCUCAGAGGGCUUUUCCCACCUGAACUGUUCUAAGGUUCUAUCACACGUGGUGGGAGCUGGCAGGCUGGGAUGGCUGCUCCAGAGGGCUGGAACACCAGAAGCAUGGGGGAGGAGAAAGGGAAGGGCCAAAGGAAGGAGGUGAGGUGUUGGGUUGGUGUGAAGCUCUGGGCCCUGCUGCUUUCCUGGGGACAACGGUUGCUGUAUGGGGCAGAAAGAGGGCACAGGGGGGGCAUGGCUUGGGAGGCUCUGCUGGAAAUGGGACCCCUGCACAUCCAUGAGGCUCUGAGGGUGGCUGGGCUCUGGAGAGGGACAUGUGGACACAGUUGCACUGCUGGGACCUGCGGGCAGCUGGGCACCUGUGAUGGAUGGGCAACUGGAGUGCAGCACUGGGUGCCCAGGAAGCCUGGGGAGCACCAGAGCCUGCAGAGGAGCAGCAAAACCCCAGGCAGCUGUGGGGGUCAAGGCUUAGGCUUGGCCUCUGGGAUGAGCAGCACCACAUAGGGACCAGCUGCUUGGCACUGUGAGUGCCCUGAAAACCUCCCUAGUGAGCUGAGCACGGAGGGAUGUGAGGUUUGGUGAGAUGAGGAGCAGCCUUUCCAGCACUCUGCUCUGCCAGCACCCCAGCCAGGGUCCCUGCUCCCUCCCUUGGGUGCCAAAUAGGCUCUGGGAAGUCAGAAAUAAAACCUCUUCCAUGGAA